Entelurus aequoreus (snake pipefish) is the source of this 1890-nucleotide messenger RNA. RefSeq names its product asparagine synthetase domain containing 1 (gene asnsd1). Lineage: Eukaryota; Metazoa; Chordata; Actinopteri; Syngnathiformes; Syngnathidae. The transcript has 3 exons. Bases 1 to 1836 code for a protein of 611 amino acids. The record is from RefSeq and is a predicted model, not a curated record. Gene Ontology annotation, molecular function: asparagine synthase (glutamine-hydrolyzing) activity.
AUGUGUGGCAUCUUUUGUCUUUUGAGUCCCUCGCCUGCGCAUGUGAAGCAAGACGAUGCAGUGUUUGAACAUUUGAAAAGGAGGGGGCCCAACUCGAGCAAGGAUUGCCUCAUUACUGGUUCGAAUCAUCGCUACCAGUGUUUCUUUUCGGCCCAUGUACUUCACAUGAGAGGUCUUCUGACGCCUCAGCCAAUUGAAGACAAAACCGGAAACGUUUUGGUGUGGAAUGGGGAAAUUUUUGGAGGCUUACAAGUGUUGCCGUCCCAGAAUGACACAGCUGUUGUUUUGGAGCGUCUGUCAUCCUGCGGCAGCUCUUCAGAGAUUUUGUCUGUCCUUUCCACUAUAAGGGGACCGUGGGCGUUUGUUUACUACCAAAAAUCUGAAGACUACCUGUGGUUUGGGAGAGAUUACUUCGGCAGACGCAGUUUGCUAUGGAAAUAUGAUGCAGAAAUAAAAGCCCUGACUCUGACCUCUGUGGCAGGCAACACUUCUGGACCUGGUCAGUCUGUAUGGCAAGAAGUCCCGGCAGUUGGUGUGUACAGGAUUGACCUUAAUGCAGUUUUUGAAUCUGGAUCAUUUUCAAUACAGCUUUAUUCUUGGUCUCAUGCAGAUGAUUUUGUUUCUACCUAUCUGGAAACUACACAGGAUUUAGUCCCUCGCAGCUGCACAGUUUUGAUGAACCCGUCAGGUCUGCUCAGCUCACCCAUUAGUCCUCUCAAUAGGUCGACCCCAAAGAUGUUGAAUGAGCAUGAAAAAAUAUUAGAGCAACAUUCAAGUGUUGAGGAUCUUGAGCAGCUUUUAGGCAAAUUCAAGAAAAGCGAUGAGGUGAAAGGGCUUAUUGAUGUUCUCAGCGAAUCCGUAAGACGACGUGUUCAGUCUUUUCCCCUCAGCACACAGAAUCACUCUGAGACCAAUGACCAGGCGCCUGUUGCCAUACUUUUCUCAGGCGGUAUCGAUUCUAUGAUUCUAGCUGUUCUGGCAGAUUUUCACACACCUGCUCAUCAACCAAUAGAUCUUCUAAACGUAGCUUUUCAACUUCAAGCACCAAAGGUGCAGAAAGAGGUGACAAAGAAACAAAAGACCAAAAAUAAGUUGUCUCAGGGUAAACAGACGGACGGCGCCGAAUCACAAACAUCCAGCCCCUUUGACGUCCCAGAUAGAAUUACUGGCAAAUCAGGGCUCAAGGAGUUACAGGACUUGGCUCCUGAAAGACGAUGGAAUUUUGUGGAAGUCAAUGUAACUCAAGAGGAGCUGCAGAGAUGGCGGCAUGGGCGGGUCUGUCAGCUGGUGCAUCCACUGGACACCGUGCUUGAUGACAGCAUUGGCUGUGCUGUGUGGUUUGCAGCAAGAGGCACAGGGUUCAUCACAGAAGACAAUAACCAGAGGAUCUUCACAUCAUCAGCCAAGGUCGUUUUGACAGGAAUUGGGGCAGAUGAGCAGCUAGCAGGUUACUCAAGACACAGAAUGAGAUUCAAGACAUCAGGACAUGAAGGACUGAUCCAGGAAAUCGCUAUGGAGCUGAGUAGGAUCUCUUCCAGGAAUUUGGGCAGAGAUGACAGGGUGAUUGCAGACCAUGGAAAAGAGGCUAGGUUUCCCUACUUGGACGAGAGUGUGGUGAGUUAUUUGAAUUCCCUGCCCAUGUGGGAGAAGGCAGAUCUGUCACUUCCCCGAGGUGUCGGUGAAAAACUCCUCCUCAGACUGGCCGCGAGACAGCUCGGCCUCGGCUCGUCUGCCGUCUUGCCCAAGAGAGCCAUGCAGUUCGGCUCCCGCAUUGCAAAGAUGGAGAACAGCCGGGAGAAGGCCUCUGACAGAUGCAAAAGGCUCCUAAUGGAGUAGGCAUUGUUUAUUCCUACCAACAAUAAUUUUAGUCAAAUAAAAACAUGUUUUUGG